CAGACGAAAAUGAGAACUGUGUCAAGUAUUAUGGGACGGAGGGAGUAAUUCAUAAAAGUUGCACUAUUACAAAUCCAACAACAUAUUAUAUAUUUAUAUGAUCGAAUUUACUAUACUAGCUCCGUUUCAUAUUAAUUGACAAUUGUAAAUGUCGUAUGACUUUAAUAAUGAAAUUUAGUUUUUGAAAUUUAAUUUUUUUUUUUUUUUUUUGAAAUUUUGUUUAUUAUAGCUUCUUUCAACCCAAAGAACAAAGGUGUUCCUGAAAAAAAAAAAAAAAAAAAAAAAAAGAAAAUUGAGUUCAAUAAACCUAUGCUUGGUUUUUAAACCUCAUAACAUAACUUUGGUAGCUGAGCCUUCCUCCUGAUUUGGGGUUCCUUCUGCAAUUACAAUUUGCACUCCUUUCUUUCUUCACUGCACGAAGACAGAGAUGAGCAGCGGAAAGAGAUUUGAGAAGACAUUCUCAAGGAAGAAGAAGGAAACCAACAACAACAACAAUGGUGGAAAGACAGAGGAUGAAGAAGAAUUGCUAAUUUCACAACUCAAAUCAUCAUCUCAGCAACAAAAUGGAAAACCCAAAAACAGUAAUGGCACCAAAUCCGCCAUUGUUGUCAACAAGAAGAAAACUUUUCCCACAACAACCCAGAAUAAUAAUAAGAAGAAGAAAGAAGAGAAGAAGGUGAAGAUUGAGAAUGAUGGGAAGGAUCAAACCCAGAAGCAGAAAAGGAAUGCGGAGAAUGGUGUGGAGGAUGUGAAGAAGGAGAAGAAGCCGAAGACGGCGACAAUGGCGAAAAAUCAGAGAAAGGGAAAGGAGGAGGAGAAGGAAGAGAAUUCUGAGUGUGUGUUUCCGAUGAAUCGAAUUGUUCGGAUUGUUAAGAGUGAGGGUGUUUCCUCUGAUUCCAAGAUUAGUGGUGAAGCUGUUUUUCUCAUCAACAAAGCUGCUGAAAAGUUUAUUGAACUAUUCUCAAAAGAUGCAUAUGACUUUGCUGUGGAAGAUCGUAAGAGCUUUGUUGGCUACAAGCACCUUGCCUCUGUUGUCUGUAAAGAGAAGAGGCUCGACUUCCUUUCAGAUUUUGUUCCUGAGAAAAUAACGGCUGAGAAGGCCCAGGCUGAAAGAAAGCCUGCUGAGACCCUACCUGGCUAGCAAAGAUGUAUUGCAAUUUUUCUUUUUUAUUCUACGUUUGUCUAUAGUACCUAACCAGGCAGGAGGGAGGGGACGGAAUAGGAUUCUAUGUGUCACAUCAUCCUGAAGAAAUGGAUUCAGGUUUGCAUCCUGCUCAGCCAAAUUUUGAAAGACGUCCAUGCUGUAGUUUUUGUGCGGGGAGACUUGCAUCUUUGCAGAGGGAUGUAUUUAGGUUAAUAUGUGUCAAUCUGGAAAUAUCGGCCUUCUGUGAUGGUAUUUUUUACUUUGUAUCAUCUGCGCGUUGUAGAACUUCAGUUACUUUGGACUUGGGAAAUGAUUACUUUCAUGUAGUAGCUCA
Chenopodium quinoa (quinoa) is the source of this 1478-nucleotide messenger RNA. RefSeq names its product DNA polymerase epsilon subunit C-like. Gene Ontology annotation, biological process: regulation of DNA-templated transcription. The coding region runs from base 428 to 1141 and encodes 237 amino acids. The transcript has 4 exons. The record is from RefSeq and is a predicted model, not a curated record. NCBI's taxonomy places the organism in Eukaryota, Viridiplantae, Streptophyta, Magnoliopsida, Caryophyllales, Amaranthaceae. Gene Ontology annotation, molecular function: protein heterodimerization activity. Gene Ontology annotation, cellular component: nucleus.